AUGGCGAGCGAUAAAAGUCAAACUCUGCCCAAGGCUGGUGCUAGCCUCUCUGAGCGUAUUGCAGCUCUGCAAAGAAAAACGUCGAAUCCGGUAAGAUCCACCAAUCUUUCCCCACCAGGUACUGCAACUUCGACAGGAUCCGGCAGACUGAGCCCGGGAGAAAGCCCCUCGAGGUCUCCCUCCGGCAGCUCCAGCCUCAACGCCGUGCGCGAGCGUAUUGCAAAGUUUCAGUCGAGCGACGAGAGACCCGUCAUGCCCAGAAGUUCCUUCGGGUCUCCCGCACCUAACCCCGAAAUUCGAAGCGCGCGAAGUCAGUUUCCUGGAGCCAGCGCUGGCAAAGGAACAGGUGCAUGGGGCGAGGGUGUAUUGCGACCACAAAUGACCGGCGGCGUCUGGCUCGGCGCUGGCGCUGGGGGCGGAUGGGGCGAUCCUGCUUCAGCGUCGCUCCGCCCUCAAAUGACUGGUGGUGCUUUUCUCGGCAACGGCACGCCGCGCACUUCGGGUCUUGGUGCGUCAAGGCCAAUGCGAGUAGCUUCGGACAACAUUAUGCACGGAGUGGGUCGAGACGCUUUCGCCGAGCUUGACGACGACCUCGUUCUGACCGGACGCAAUCGUCCAGAGCCGACCGCCACCGCAUCGGCUGACGAAGCCGAAUCUUCCAAAGAAGUACUUGCGAACGGUACCACUUCUAAAGACACUACUGAAGCGCUGCCGAAGCUGCCCGACACACCCACGGCUGAGAUUGAUCUCGCAAAGAUCCAUGCAAGCUCUGGCCUUCCAGAAACGUCUGCACCUGCCGCCAUUCCCGACUUCCCUGAGGCACCUUCUUCCGCGCUGAAAGAAACACAUAAAGUCAAUAGUGCAUUUGAGGCUGCCAACGCGAACCCCGAUACGUCGAUAGAGAUUGGCAUUCAUGGACGAUCCGCUGACGAUGUCGAGCGCAUCCGCCAACGCGCGCAGGACUUGCAGAUAUCCGAUGAGUCGGACAUGGCUGCCGACAACGAGCCUUGGAUCGCACCUUCGCCAGCUGACCCGGCCGGUCAGGUACCGAAACCGAUCGAUACGAACGAGAUUCUUGCUACCCAGAGUCAGUCGUCUAAGGAUGAUGGCCCAGAUCCUUGGGUGCAAGGAUAUGGCAAUCCCGCGGUGGACCGCGACCUCACGACCGGUGGUCUUGGUACCGAGGCACCGCGUACACCAGCAGAAUACUCAGCUCCGGGAACUUUGGCUGAGCGCGCUCAAGUUGAACGGACCGACUCGGGUCGCGUUGAUCCUCUAGAUCCAGCAGCUCACCAAGUACGCGGACCAGGCUUGCUCGUGCCGCGAGAUGAGGUUGCCGAAGCGCAGGAUCUCGGACCUAGCGCUGUCAAAGCACCCCUGGCAGAAUCUCCAUCAACAAGCAACGCCAGCGUCACCGGGUUGACAGCAUCCACGCCAUUCGGCUUCAAUGGCCGCCUCGCUUCGACACUGACGCCAGCUGAAAAGGCGAAGCAGGCAGUAGCGAUGGGCCGCACAAAGAGUCAGUCGCAGCGUUUGCGUCGUCCACCACCAGGCACUGUCCUAUCAGCCGCAGACCUUGACGCCAGCGAUGACGAAUACGAGCCAGGCUGGGCGAGUGUCACCAGUGUAAUGUCUUCGUCGCGCUCAUGA
Molecule: messenger RNA, 1650 nt
Organism: Mycosarcoma maydis (corn smut)
Lineage: Eukaryota; Fungi; Basidiomycota; Ustilaginomycetes; Ustilaginales
Exons: 2
Coding region: 1-1650 (549 amino acids)
Source: RefSeq, a predicted model, not a curated record